GGCCUCGCCUCGCCUCCCCCGCCCGGGGCGGCCCGGCAGAGCGCGGCGAUGGAGGCGCUGCGGGCGGCGGGCCGGGCCGUGCUGCGGAGCCCCCGGCUCGCCCGCCACGGCCUGGGGCUCUGCUGGCACCGCAAGCUCCCGGAGAACUGGGCUGACAUGCAGGAGCCCCUGCUGGAGGGGAUAGGCUUCACACUCAAGUACCUGGGCAUGACGCUGGUGGAGAAACCCAAAGGAGAAGACAUGGCAGCCAAUGCCAUCCGCCGGAUCAUUACUAUGGCUCGCGUGGGAGCCAAGAAAUUCCAGAAGGUGAUUCUGACUGUCUCUCCGAGGGGCAUCUCACUGCAGGACGCUGAGACCAAGGAGAUGAUAGAGUGUGUCUCCAUUUACAGGAUUUCCUACUGUACCACAGACAAGCUGCAGAACAAGGUGUUUGCCUACGUGGCGCAAAGCCAGCAGAGUGGGGCACUGGAGUGCCAUGCCUUCCUCUCACCCAAGAAGAAGAUCGCCCAAGCCGUGACUCGGACUGUGGCUCAGGCCUUCCAGGUGGCGCUAGAUCACUGGGAAGCAGCACAGGCAGGUUCUGUGCAGAAACAGUCCCACCCUGAGUGUACCCUGGAGAGCAACAGGCCAGGCAGCACAAGUGAGCCAGCUCCGGUCCCCAUGGGGAGCACCCCAUUCAAACACCACUUUGAGGAAGAUGAGGAGGAGGAGGAAGACGAUGAUCUCGAUGAAGCCUUUUCUGGCUGCACCGAGGAGGGCACUCAAGACACAGCAGACUUUGUGUCUCCCACACCAGGAGGCAGCUCGUCCAUCAUGCGCCUACCACAGAGCUGGGCCCCACCUGGCAUGCCCCCAACACAGCAGGAUGAAAUGGGAUGGGGGCACUGGAGGCCAAGCACCCACCUGCCACAAGGGACCAUCCUCUAAGGUUUCCACAGGCUAAUGAGGCUUUGUCAGUCUUCCAGUGUUUAUAUAUCACCAUAAUGGGUUAACCAGUCAGAGCCCUCUCUGUGCCUGAGGCUCAAACCAGUUGGCACCUGGAACGUGGACCAAGGAGCAUCUCUUCCGCACACUGUGCCUAAGGCAUUGCUUUCCUCUCUGCCCUGUGCCUUUGGACUAGCUGGCAGCUCUCCCUGCUUUGCUCCUGGGACUUAGCCAGGCAGGUUUCUUUGACUCUUUUGUAUGUUCAUUUUUGCUUGUACUAGUGAAGCUGCCAUGCCAACAACCUCUGGGCUUCCCCACAACUAGGCUCAGCCCAGGCAGUGGCAGGGCUGGCAACCCACACCCACUGGCCUGCUCUGUGCCACCACCCAGCCCAGCAGGGACUUCCACUAGCGGGAGAAAGGGAGUGCAGCAUCCAUGGCCUGCCUACUCCUCAGCCUAUUCAUGGAGGGUGCCAGUAAUGGUCAAUUGGAAUUGGUGAGAUGGGGCCACCCAGCCCUGUGGGCCUCAGAACAGCUCCCUGUGCUCCCUGGUGCACUGGCUGGGCUUGACCCCAUGACCAAGGGUGCUGCUGGUUCCCAGUACUGACUGGGCUGGCAACUCAAUUAAGGCCUUUCCCUCCUCUGCUGUCUGGUUCUGGGGCACAGCUGUCUCAGGGCUUUGGCCUCAUCCUCAUGUUGGGUAAAUGCAGCAUGCUAGAAAAUGCGUUAGCCAGCAAACCGCGCUGAGCACCACUCAGCACCAAGCAUAUGCAGGGCAGCUGUGUUCCGUGUUGUGUUCCUGAGCACGACUGCCCCAUGCAUAUGGGUGUUCCCCACUGUUAGCUGGGCAUGAAUUCCAGUGUGCUCACCAUGGUUAGCUGGGCAUGAGUUUCCAAGCACACUCAGUGCACAGUGGUGCUCACCGCUGUUAGCUGGGCGUGCACUCUCAGUCACACAGAGUCCAGAGCAUUGUUCAGUUUUCUCUGGCUCACAUGUUUUCUUGCUUGCUGUGUUUGCUCUGUGUAGAAGAGACCCAUAGCUCCAGUCUUUCCUGUAGCUGAAGCAUGGAAGUGUGAACUGAAGGACUGUGUGGAUGCCCCCUGCAAGCCCUUUAUCCUUACUGCCUCUCUCCUUUGGGAUAAGGGUCAGCAGAUUCCUGCUUCUUAGGGAAGUCCUAGAUUUAAGGGCAGGAGGGAGUCCUCUGAGCAUCUGGUCUGAAUUCCAGCCUAGCCAGGCCAGAGGGUGCUGCCCACAGAUUCAUAAGUGGGUUAUUCUCUCCUUCUGUGUAGGUGUCACACCCCUUUGCUGGUAGUCCCAGAGAACCCAUUUCUUGUAGCCCAGAGAGGGCACAAAGCCAUGGGCUCUGCUUGCUCCCCUUGCGUCUGUGGGGUGGAGGUCCUCAUAGCUCUGACACCUGCAGCCCCCACACCCUUUACUUCAAACUCUCACUGUCAUGUGGUGAAAUCUCUGGUUUUUAAAUGAAAAUGCCACCUUUGUAGAGUGCGAUAAAAUGAGUUUUUUAACAUUGUAA
This is a messenger RNA of Caretta caretta (loggerhead turtle), 2454 nucleotides long. Its product is annotated as low density lipoprotein receptor adapter protein 1. The record is from RefSeq and is a predicted model, not a curated record. NCBI's taxonomy places the organism in Eukaryota, Metazoa, Chordata, Testudines, Cheloniidae.